AUUAGUACAGUAGUCUCCCUAUUCUAUUCCUCCCUAUCUGAACUUCUCUGUUUACUGGGGAAAGCGAAUAGCCGGAGCUACUGAGAAUGGAGGCAACUGCUCUUAAAGCCCUAGCAAUAGCAGCAGCAGCUCCAUUCUACUAUUUUCCCCCUUUCCGCAACACAGCGUCACCUUUCCUCUUUCGCUCCCCCACUUGCAACCCUCCACGCUUUCACCUCUCUCUGUCUUCUCCUCCUCUAUGCUCUCUCGGUGAAGGAAGAACUGAGACUGCUCUGCCUCAUGGAGCAGGGGAUUCUCUCACCUCUGAGGUCUCCCACCAUAACAUUCUUCAAGUGGUUCUUGUUUCUCCUCAGAUUCCUGGAAACACAGGCUGCAUCGCCAGAACAUGUGCAGCAUCAGCUGUUGGCCUACACCUAGUUGGGCCAAUAGGAUUUCAGAUAGAUGAUGCAAAAUUGAAGCGUGCUGGUUUGGAUUAUUGGCCAUUUGUGGUUGUAAAAGUUCACAAUUCAUGGGCAGAAUUUAAGCACUAUUUCAUUCAACAGGCUGGGGAAAAGCGGUUGCUUGCAUUUACCAAGAGAGGAACAAAUAUUCACUCAGAUUUUUCUUACAGAAGAGGUGAUUAUCUCAUAUUUGGUUCAGAAACCUGUGGCCUACCAAAUGAGGCCUUGCAAGACUGCAAAAGUGAAGAAUUUGGUGGAGGGACUGUUAAAAUUCCGAUGGUUGAAACUUAUGUUAGAUGUCUCAAUCUCUCUGUUAGCGUUGGCAUAGCUCUGUAUGAGGCUUCCAGACAGCUAGACUAUCAGCAGCUUCAGUUUCCUGCUGAAGAUUCUAGCAACAGCGAACAAGCAUUUGUUACUGAGGAUAUUUUUGCUUAAUGAAACUGUAUUGGAUUAAAAGAAAAGUAUUAAAAGUCAUAGCUUUGUGUCAAUGGGAACUCCAUAAAGAAAUAGAGAUUUUUCUCCAACGAAGUUCUGGAUUGUGAAAUAUUAAAUUCAGACAGCUACAACACCCUGGAUCCUUGUGAGCUCUCGGUGAACUUGAGUAUUAUUCCAUGAUAUUAGAAUUCAGCAAUUGGUUCAAGUAUCCUUAUAUUGAAUUGUUAGGGCAGUUUUUUUGUUGGGUUUUAUGCCCUUAUAAAAUUAUGUCAGACAUGUAACGCGAUUUUAUAUUGUCAAUAAAAGAAGUAGGAAUUAUUUAGUUUGACAAA
Humulus lupulus (European hop) is the source of this 1207-nucleotide messenger RNA. RefSeq lists its product as uncharacterized. The record is from RefSeq and is a predicted model, not a curated record. Gene Ontology annotation, biological process: wobble position cytosine ribose methylation; wobble position uridine ribose methylation. The transcript is spliced from 7 exons. The coding region runs from base 87 to 875 and encodes 262 amino acids. Lineage: Eukaryota; Viridiplantae; Streptophyta; Magnoliopsida; Rosales; Cannabaceae. Gene Ontology annotation, molecular function: RNA binding; RNA methyltransferase activity.